This is a messenger RNA of Penicillium waksmanii, 924 nucleotides long. Its product is annotated as NAD(P)-binding protein. The transcript has 3 exons. NCBI's taxonomy places the organism in Eukaryota, Fungi, Ascomycota, Eurotiomycetes, Eurotiales, Aspergillaceae. The coding region runs from base 1 to 924 and encodes 307 amino acids. The record is from RefSeq and is a predicted model, not a curated record. Gene Ontology annotation, molecular function: oxidoreductase activity, acting on the CH-OH group of donors, NAD or NADP as acceptor.
AUGAUACGGCCACCCCGCCAGGUCUCGAUCCCACCUCCGCUCUCGAUCGGUCUUGGCGCUUUGGCCUGCAUUGGUCUCCUUUACAAAUCGAAUUCCUACCUAUCUAGGCGUGCGUUGAACAGUCCCGAGGAAAAGGAUACGUGGGACUGGGAUAAGGAAAUCGUGGUGGUGACUGGGGGUUCCAGUGGAAUUGGAGCAGCAAUCGUUAAGCUCUUUGCCGAACAGGGUAUUAAGACGAUAAAUUUGGAUCUUUGCAGGCCCCAUCCAGAUGCCCAGACAGAAAAUGCGUUUUUCUAUCAAGUCGACUUAACCAAUGUGGAGCACAUCAACAAAAUUGCGGACCGAAUUCGAUCGGAACAUGGUCACCCCACGGUUCUGAUAAAUAAUGCCGGUAUACAGUGGAAUAAGCCAAUUCUUGAGCUUCCACGAGAUAAGAUUCACGCGACAUUUGAAGUGAAUAUUAUCUCCAACUUUCUUCUUGUCAAGGAAUUCCUUCCAGCGAUGGUAUCGAAUAACCAUGGACAUGUCGUGACUGUUGCCAGCCUUGCUUCAUUCACAACACGUGCGGUUAAUGUCGACUAUGCAUGCACCAAGUCUGCUGCUCUGGCAUUUCAUGAAGGUCUUGGACAGGAACUUCGACAUAUCUAUCGCGCGCCAGGGGUUCGCACAACUAUUAUUCAUCCGGGCUGGGUCAAGACACCGCUUAUCAAAAAGCUUAUGCAGAGUGGAGCUCUCAGGGGUCAUCUUCUCGAACCUGAAGAAGUUGCAGAGGCUAUAUUAAAGCAGCUUCGGUCAGCCUUUGGCGCUCAGGUAUUCCUACCAUCUAACUUCUGGAUACUUUCACUUGUGAGAGGAGCUCCUUCUUGGAUACAGGAGCGGAUCCGAAAUUUAUUGACAACCAGUAGAGGCUACGACCAUAAUUAA